This is a messenger RNA of Drosophila mauritiana, 996 nucleotides long. RefSeq lists its product as uncharacterized. The record is from RefSeq and is a predicted model, not a curated record. The transcript is spliced from 2 exons. NCBI's taxonomy places the organism in Eukaryota, Metazoa, Arthropoda, Insecta, Diptera, Drosophilidae. The coding region runs from base 223 to 879 and encodes 218 amino acids.
GCGCUUAUACGGUGGCCACACUUUUGUUAUUAACAUUUCUGUUCAACAAAAACAUUAAUAAACAUUAGUAAAAGUGCAAUCAUAGUGCAAUAAAGACAGUUCAUAUACAGAAACGUAGUCGAGAUUAGCUGGUAACCACCACCGGUGACCCAGUUUUCUGUGGAAUUUACCAAGUAGCCUUUAGGUUUUACUUAGUUUUUUUUUUUAAAUUUAACGCUUUCGAUGUCGGAUUCGCUGAUCAUUUGCGUUUCCGACUACUGGCAGCGAUGUAAUUACCACAAUCGUCCAAAUCCAGAAGCCGGCGACGCCUGGCCAAAAUCCAAGCCGCUGCGGAGGCUGUGCAUCCAUGUGGACGCCAUCAAUGGUAAUUACUACCUACGCGAAUUGCUGCACCAGCACGUGCUUGCCGAGAGCCUCAGGCGCAACCAUGGCGUCCAGCUGGUCUGGUUGCAAUUCGAGGAACCGCAGAAGGACACCAUUGACUACAGAUUCGCCGACAUGCUGGCACACACGCUGUGGGAGCGCAUCGAGGUGGAGCACCUCAUGUCCUGGCUGUCCACACUGGGCGGCGGAUUCUCCGCCCUUGGCGAGCAGUUCGAGCGAUGUGCGAAAACGGCCGGCAAGAUUUCGCUGCAGCAGCUAAAGAUUGGCCUGCGACUCGGUGAUCCCUUCCUGCAGACGCGCUGCAAGCUGUACUACAGCAUUUCCCUAAUCCAGCGGGGUCAACUACGGAUGGCGAAGCAUUUGAUCCGUGAGCAGUACCAGUUCGCGAGUAAAAACAUCGAGAAGGAUGUGCGGCUGAUGCGGAUGUGUCUGGGCAUUUGGCGGCGACUUAGCUACGAGUACGAGCAGCGAAGACUGCGGAAGGGAGGCAACUAAGUUGAACCUGGAAGCGCAAAUUAUUUCGAUCAAAGAUCUAAAAAUUUUACAUUAUAUGGUCUGUUUUCCUUUUUCUGUUCAGCAAAGUCAAAUAUAUUUUUCAAUUUAUUUAUUUAA